Papaver somniferum (opium poppy) is the source of this 615-nucleotide messenger RNA. RefSeq lists its product as uncharacterized. The transcript is spliced from 2 exons. Bases 1 to 615 code for a protein of 204 amino acids. NCBI's taxonomy places the organism in Eukaryota, Viridiplantae, Streptophyta, Magnoliopsida, Ranunculales, Papaveraceae. The record is from RefSeq and is a predicted model, not a curated record.
AUGGAGAAAAUGCGGAAAGAAAUACAAGGAUUGAAAAUUGGCCGCGCAGGAGCAAGGCUAGAAGAAGUACUCCAGGAAGCGACAACAUCUCCGUUGUCAUUUCGCAUUUUGAGGGAACCCAUCCCUGCAAAAUGCUCGGUACCUACGUUUCAGGCGUACAAUGGUACCUCAGAUCCCGCAGCUCACCUACGAUACUUCCCUGCAAGCUUGACGGGAUCAGCAUUGGCGUGGUACGACAACUUACUAGCACACUCAAUUGACUCUUUUGAGCAGUUGUCUAUGGUAUUCUUGGAAACAUGCAUGUAUAACAAAUCUACGAAGGCAGGGUUAGAUAUGCUAUUUGCUUUAGUUAUCGGACCCCGAGAAACAAUGAUGCAAUACACAGACAGAUGGCAAAAGACGUGCCAAGCAAUCAGGAAAGUCAUUCAUGAAAUUAACAUUAAUUUCUAUAAGUACAGACUUGAUAGAACCUCAGCUAUCUUCGUGGAGCUCCACAACCGAGCCCUCGAUUCUAAAGGGGAGCUUCGGGUCAUCCAGGAUCGCUACAUCAGGCUUGAGGAAAUUCAGAAGGACAACCCCAGGGCGCAGACAAAAGCAACAACGACUCCGCAAUGA